Molecule: messenger RNA, 1594 nt
Organism: Eucalyptus grandis
Lineage: Eukaryota; Viridiplantae; Streptophyta; Magnoliopsida; Myrtales; Myrtaceae
Product: arogenate dehydratase/prephenate dehydratase 2, chloroplastic
Exons: 12
Coding region: 137-1342 (401 amino acids)
Biological process (GO): L-phenylalanine biosynthetic process
Cellular component (GO): cytoplasm; chloroplast
Molecular function (GO): arogenate dehydratase activity; prephenate dehydratase activity
Source: RefSeq, a predicted model, not a curated record
ACCUUUCGGAUUUUUCCUGAAAAACUAGACUUUUUAAAUCCACCGUUCGCUCCCCCUCUCUCUCCCUCCCCCACCAACAGCAGAAGAGCGAAGCGGCAGAAUAAGAAGAAGAAGAAGAAGAAGCAGCUCCAUUCCAAUGGCGGCUUCCACGGCGGGAUCCUCUCUCUCCCUUCGAUCCCGAAUCUCCUCCCCCGAAUCCCCUCGCCUCAAUCCCCCACCGCGCGCGGCCCGCGUCGCCGCCGGCGGGCGCCGCCCGAGGCCGCCGCGCGCCGCGUCGCUCUCGAUGGCGGCGGCGCCGAAGGAGGAGGGGGAGGGCGGCGGGAUCGGCGCGAGGAACGGGGCGUCGCGGGCUCUGGAACUGAGCCGGGCCUUCGAGGGCUCGGGCGGCGAGAAUGUCCAGAGGGACGCGCAGUUGCUGCCCAGGCCUUUGUCUUCGAUACAGAGCUCCAAUCCCAGCUCCGACGGAUCUCGCCUCCGCGUUGCGUACCAGGGAGUCCGCGGCGCGUACAGCGAGUCCGCGGCGGAGAAGGCUUAUCCGAACUGCGAAGCCGUGCCGUGCGAACAAUUCGACACCGCUUUCCAGGCUGUUGAAAAAUGGCUAGUGGACAGAGCAGUUCUCCCAAUUGAGAAUUCAUUAGGUGGAAGCAUUCACCGAAAUUAUGACCUUUUAAUCCGGCACAGGUUGCAUAUAGUUGGGGAGGUGAAGCUUGCUGUAAAGCAUUGCUUAUUAGCUAAUCAUGGUGUUGAAAUUGGAGAUUUGAGGCGGGUUCUUAGCCAUCCACAGGCUCUUGCACAGUGUGAGCACACUCUGACGAAGAUGGGCCUAGUCAGAGAAGAAGUAGACGAUACUGCUGGUGCUGCAAAGCAUGUUGCUUUCCACAAUCUAAAAGAUGCAGGGGCCGUUGCUAGCGCUGCUGCAGCCAAAAUCUAUGACUUGAAUAUUCUUGCUAGAGACAUUCAGGAUGAUUCUGAUAAUGUUACUCGAUUCCUUAUGCUGGCGAGGGAACCCAUUAUUCCUGGCACCGAUAAGCCCUUCAAGACAAGUAUAGUUUUCUCACUGGAGGAGGGUCCGGGAGUCCUUUUUAAGGCCCUUGCUGUUUUUGCACUACGGCAAGUCAACCUGACAAAGAUUGAAAGUCGUCCAUUGAGGAAGCAAACUGUGCGAACACCUGAUGAUAGCAGCAAUGGCGCUCCAAACAGAUACUUCGACUACCACUUCUAUGUUGAUUUUGAAGCAUCCAUGGCUGAUGUAAAUGCACAGAAUGCCUUGAGGCACCUUAAUGAGUUUGCUACAUCACUGAGAGUUCUGGGAAGUUAUCCAGUCGAUACUAGCAUGAUUUGAGAGGGCCACUACCCUGAUAUGUGCUGUUGGAGGCUCUUGUGAGACGCGAGAAGUGGUUAAGCCUUAGUUUGAUCCGGAGGAAUCUCAUUCCUUCUAUGAAGUUGUUAGGACAAAGGCUGCGUUUAUUGUUUUUGUUUUAAGUUUGUCCACAUUCUAGCAGGUUAUUAAAUUGAACAAGAAAAUGUUAAUAGGUCUUUUGUCAUUGUGUGACUUCGAAACGUCAAUAAGAAUAAGAUUAUUUAUUCUUUGCAA